AUGACAAUCCCUAUUGCAAAGCUACUUAACGGGCCGACGACAACCAAUCGCCCAGUAGCUAGACGUCAUGCAGACAAGCGGAUGGAUAUGGCGUCGCUUGAUUUAUCGACGCAACAACGCAAAUACCGACCAGAGCUGUCAUUGAGUCGGAUCAUUCAAGAACUGGCUGUAAAAGAAGGUCUUAGCAAUGCGUCAAUUACGGCAGAAGGCGUGGCUUAUGACAAGGGGGGACGACAGGAAGCAAGGACUUUGACGAAAUCAACGGCGAAGAGAAAGGCAAAAAAUCACGAGGAAGGUGAUAGUUCGAGUUUGGAAGAGAAUACAACACUAGGAUGGAGAAAGCCUUGCAAUGGUUUUAUACUACCCGCUGAUCUGGAAAAGAAAGCGAAACAAAGAACACUUGUCAAGCAAUCGUACUACCGCAAACUUGACACUUUGGCGAAACUUCGCAAUAAGAUGGAGACGUUGAAGAAUCAAUGCAAGGAAGUUAUUAUUUCAAGAUGUCAGAUACAGAUUAAUGCUUCAUCAGAAGCUCAACUUGAGGAAGAGCAGCGCUAUGAGAAGCUACUUAAUCAGUACACAAAGCUGGCGAUCACGCAAGAUGGUUUGCGCCAUGCGAACGAGAAGCUACGAUAUGAGGUUAUGGAGCAGCUGAAAGCGCGCACGAGUAUUGGCAUUUUGCUGAAUGAAGAGCUGCAAGAACAUGAGCAAGCACGCACCAAAGGUGUGGCGCUUGGAUUGUCUCGCUUGACUUUAGGCGAGCCCUGCAUAAACCCGAUGCCUGAGACUAUGGAAAUGAAACCUAAGCCUGUGCUAGACUUUAUGCCGAUCAGUGAGGACGAUUGUAUUGCGAUUGUAAAGAAGGCAUACACUGAUGUGAGAGCCUUUGCAGACAAGCAGAAUUAUAUCACCACAGGUGCUAGCGUAUUUGGCUGGCGAGACAGACGACAGGUUGAUGGAGAGACCAUGCGAUUUUUUCUAGAGAAGACUUUUGAAAACUACACUGCCGCGGAGGUUUCGAGCCGCAUGUGGGAUUUAGUAUCAUCAGAGCAUGGUGUGAAUCGCAUCUACGCAUCGGAUGUUGCAAUUAAUUUUCAUCUUGUGCAGCGCGUGAACGACGAGAACGUUUUAUUUUAUCGCACGAUUGAGCCAACGGGCAUGCACAUGGUACUCAAGGCCCUUGUCCUGGCCUCUCGCAUUCAGAUUGAUGACAAUGGCAGCUUCAUGUUGCUCUUUCGUUCAGUGGAUCCGGUAGCGCGUGGAAUUGCAAUGAAGGAUACGACUGCUACUUCCGGACUUUGGACCGACAAGAAAGAGAUAUGGAGCGAGGUCUUCAGCUGGGGGGCUCUAUGA
This is a messenger RNA of Peronospora belbahrii, 1353 nucleotides long. The record is from the annotation of a GenBank genome assembly. Lineage: Eukaryota; Oomycota; Peronosporomycetes; Peronosporales; Peronosporaceae.